Ctenocephalides felis (cat flea) is the source of this 1164-nucleotide messenger RNA. Its product is annotated as mitoguardin-like. NCBI's taxonomy places the organism in Eukaryota, Metazoa, Arthropoda, Insecta, Siphonaptera, Pulicidae. The record is from RefSeq and is a predicted model, not a curated record. The transcript has a single exon. Bases 1 to 1164 code for a protein of 387 amino acids. Gene Ontology annotation, biological process: mitochondrial fusion.
AUGCUUCAUAAAGGCUAUUUUUUGUUCCCCCAAAACUAUAAAAAAAAGUCGAUCCUCCGAAGUACCAUCACAUUAAGUGACAUAGACAACAACCUUUUAUCCAUAAAUGAUUUGUCUACUAAAGGCUUUUCAGCUUUAAAUCAAAGUAUUAAAUUGUGGGAACAAACAUUAAAACUAAAGUCUGUAGAGGAUGAUAAGUUCCACGAUAACAUCAAACUGUUACUAGUAAACGCUUACAAGCUACGUGAACAGUAUGAAGCCCUAUUCUUGAACGACUAUCAGUCCAUGCGCUCAGUUUAUGGAUCCAUUAUCACUUCUACGGAUGAUUCAUUUGUGUCAGCCGAAGACGAAGUCGCAGACUUGGAUGAGUUUAAUGAUGUUUUUGAGAGUGAGACUUUACAGUUUUAUAGACAGAAUCAAGAGUUGUUGUUAGAAAAAGGGAUUCCUUAUCGAAGUUUACGCACAGAGUUUGUACGAUGCAGUUCUGAUAACGAGUAUCUUGUUAAAUUACAUUGUAUUCGAUUAGCAUUCCAGUAUAUACUUAAAGAUGCAACAAAACGGUUGUGGGUUAUUGAAACGAUGCAAGAGAUUUUGGCGAAUUUAUUAGUAUUCGGAGGAAAAGAUCCUGAAAGGUUUUUAGCAAGUUAUGAAGACAUGAUUAAGUUUGUUGAAGACACGAGUAAUCAUGAGUUGAUUGAAGAAGAACUUGCUGUACGUAAUGUUAAAAUGAUUACUUUCUACGACGUAGCUUUAGAUUAUAUCCUGCUGGAUGCUUUUGAGGAUCUAGAAAAACCACCAUCCUCAGUAGUCUCGGUGGUGCAAAACCGUUGGCUUUCAAACGGCAUCAAAGAAUCAGCCUUAACCACCGCCGUAUGGUCCGUUAUAAAAGCUAAACGUUGCAUGUUAAAGUACUCAGAUGGUUUUCGGUCACGUUUUUACAAUUUAUCAGAACAAAUAAUCCCCUUCAUGGCUUGGGGCUUCUUGGGACCUGAUGAAAAACUGAAGACCAUGUGCCAGUAUUUCAAAGAUGAAAUGUACACAUUUUUUAUUGAUAUUUAUGAUUUUAAUAAAUGCAGAUACACAACUAUGGAGGAUUUAUCACAAGAUGUGUUCAGGAUGUUUGAGACACGAGCGAAUAAUAUUAGUAAAAUGUUGAAAGUGUAA